Molecule: messenger RNA, 394 nt
Organism: Sinocyclocheilus rhinocerous
Lineage: Eukaryota; Metazoa; Chordata; Actinopteri; Cypriniformes; Cyprinidae
Product: glyoxylate reductase/hydroxypyruvate reductase-like
Exons: 3
Coding region: 6-293 (95 amino acids)
Cellular component (GO): cytosol
Molecular function (GO): glyoxylate reductase (NADPH) activity; NAD binding; hydroxypyruvate reductase (NADH) activity
Source: RefSeq, a predicted model, not a curated record
CCAAGAUGAAGAAAAACGCCAUCUUCAUCAACACAAGCAAAGGAGGAGUGGUUAAUCAGGAGGAUCUGUAUGAAGCCCUGUCCACUGGUCUGAUCGCUGGAGCCGGGCUGGAUGUCACCACACCUGAACCGCUGCCCACACACCAUCCUCUUUACACACUCAAAAACUGCGUGAUUCUUCCCCACAUUGCCAGUGCUUCCUACAUGACACGGAACUCCAUGUCUGCUCUUGCCGCCAACAACCUGCUGGCUGGACUCAGAGGAGAACCCAUGCCUAAAGAACUCAAGCUGUAGAACUAGACAACCAAAUUGAAAAUUCAGAAUUUUUUUUUUUUUUAAUGGGACACAGAGAAUUUUCCAUACGAGAACAGCUCAUAGAGACCUGUCCAAGGCCU